AUGGACGGCAAGACCGAAGUAGAUUUUUCUGGCAGCAGCUUAACCCCUUUGUGGCGGAGGCGUUCAAGCCCUCAGCCCCAGCUGCUGGGCCGGAGCAAGCCGAGGCCCCAGUCCUACCAGAGCUCCAGCGGGUUGCUGAUCACGGAUUUCCCAGUGGAGGACCGAGGGAGGCCCCCCGCGGCGCAGACUCCGGCCCAGGUGCCCACCGCCUCCGACGGCAGGCCGAUCCAGAGGAGCCCCCUGCUUUUGUGCGCCCAUCGGAGGUUGGUGACCAAUGGGAGGACCGUCUCCCCGGAGUACAGGGCUGUUUCUCCUCGGCUUCGACGACCCAAGUCACCCCAGCAACCCAGAGCGGCGUCGGGCGGCUACCCCAGAUCCCCAGCGAACGGCACUGCGACUUCUCUCGCGCAGCAGCCGCUGCACCGCCCGCGGACUCCUCAUGCGUCUGCCCCCUGCAGCCCCGAGGGGGACAGGGCCAGAUUCCCCGCCAGCCCCCUGCUUUUGCCUGCUGCAAAUGCGCUUACCCCUAAUACCGCCUCCCCAGGCGCGCGUUCGCUGUCCGGCCAGAUGGCUAAGGACCCUGAGCGGGGACCUUCGAGACUCUCUCCCGCGCCCCACAAAAGGUCUUUGGAGCAAAAACUCCCCCUCCAAAGGCUUCCCUCACAGGAGAACGAGCUCCUGGAGAAUCCUUCAGUGGUUUUGAGCACAAACAGCCCCGCCGCCCUCAAAGUGGGGAAACAGCAGAUCAUUCCGAAGAGCCUGGCCUCGGAAAUUAAGAUAAGUAAAUCCAACAGUCAGAAUGUGGAGCCCCACAAGAGACUGCUUAAGGUGCGCAGCAUGGUGGAGGGCCUUGGAGCGCCCCUGGGCCCCGCAGAGGACGAGGGCGAGGCGGAGAACGACUUGGACAGUCCGGGGUCUCUGCGGAGAGGCUUGAGGUCCACGUCCUAUCGCAGGGCGGUGGUCAGUGGCGUUGAUUUUGACAGUCCUACCGCCUCGAAGAAGAAGAACAGAAUGUCCCAGCCUAUUCUGAAAGCGGUGAUGGAAGAUAAGGAGAAGUUUUCCAGCCUGGGAAGGAUAAAGAAAAAAAUGCUGAAAGGACAAGGAACAUUUGAUGGGGAAGAAAACGCUGUUCUGUAUCAGAACUACAAAGAAAAGGCCCUUGACAUUGACUCUGAUGAAGAGUCGGAGCCCAAAGAACAGAAAUCAGACGAAAAAAUUGUGAUUCACCAUAAGCCACUGAGGUCUACAUGGAGCCAGCUCUCUGCGGUGAAAAGAAAUGGAUUAUCUCAGACAGUUAGCCAGGAAGAAAGAAAGAGACAAGAGGCUAUCUUUGAAGUUAUAUCCUCUGAACAUUCGUAUUUACUCAGCUUGGAGAUCUUGAUACGAAUGUUUAAAAAUUCUAAAGCACUGAGUGAUACGAUGACCAAAACAGAGAGUCACCAUCUUUUCUCCAAUAUUACAGAUGUCUGCGAGGCAAGCAAAAAAUUCUUUACAGAGUUGGAAGCAAGACAUCAGAAUAAUAUCUUCAUAGAUGACAUAAGUGACAUUGUGGAAAAACACACAGCAUCCACAUUUGACCCAUAUGUGAAAUACUGCACAAAUGAAGUCUACCAACAGCGGACACUACAAAAAUUGUUAGCCACCAACCCAUCUUUUAAGGACGUCUUGUCCCGAAUCGAGUCCCACGAAGACUGUAGGAACUUACCCAUGAUCUCAUUUCUCAUCCUCCCGAUGCAGAGGGUGACCCGCCUUCCCCUGCUCAUGGAUACUAUCUGUCAAAAGACACCUAAGGACUCUUCAAAGUAUGAAGUCUGCAAAAGGGCCUUAAAGGAAGUAAGCAAGUUGGUUCGACUCUGCAAUGAAGGAGCUCGGAAGAUGGAAAGGACUGAAAUGAUGUACACAAUUAACUCCCAGCUGGAAUUUAAAAUUAAGCCUUUUCCUCUAGUCUCCUCUUCCCGCUGGUUGGUCAAAAGAGGUGAGUUGACAGCCUAUGUGGAAGACACUGUGCUUUUCUCAAAAAGGACGUCCAAACAGCAAGUCUACUUCUUCCUCUUUAACGACGUGCUCAUUAUCACCAAGAAGAAGAGUGAAGAAAGUUACAAUGUCAAUGAUUAUUCCUUAAGAGAUCAGCUACUGGUGGAGUCCUGUGACAGUGAAGAGCUUAAUUCUUCUCCAGGGAAGAACAGUUCCACAGUGCUUUAUUCAAGACAGAACUCUGCCAGUCACCUCUUUACGCUGACCGUCCUUAGUAACCACGUGAACGAGAAAGUGGAGAUGCUGCUGGGCGCUGAGACUCAGAGCGAGCGAGCCCGCUGGAUAACUGCCCUGGGACACAGCAGCGGGAAGCAGCCUCCGGACCGAACCUCACUGACUCAAGUGGAAAUCAUUAGAUCAUUUACUGCCAAGCAACCAGAUGAACUCUCCCUGCAGGUGGCAGACGUGGUCCUCAUUUAUCAGUGUGUCAGCGAUGGCUGGUAUGAAGGGGAAAGACUGCGAGAUGGAGAAAGGGGCUGGUUUCCUAUGGAAUGUGCCAAGAAGAUAACAUGUCAAGCUACAAUUGAUAAGAAUGUGGAGAGAAUGGGACGUUUGCUGGGACUGGAGACCAACGUGUAG
Molecule: messenger RNA, 2613 nt
Organism: Mesoplodon densirostris (Blainville's beaked whale)
Lineage: Eukaryota; Metazoa; Chordata; Mammalia; Artiodactyla; Ziphiidae
Gene: ARHGEF26
Product: Rho guanine nucleotide exchange factor 26
Exons: 14
Coding region: 1-2613 (870 amino acids)
Biological process (GO): activation of GTPase activity
Molecular function (GO): protein binding; guanyl-nucleotide exchange factor activity
Source: RefSeq, a predicted model, not a curated record